Lepisosteus oculatus (spotted gar) is the source of this 4331-nucleotide messenger RNA. RefSeq names its product matrin-3-like. Gene Ontology annotation, molecular function: zinc ion binding; RNA binding. Gene Ontology annotation, cellular component: nucleus. Lineage: Eukaryota; Metazoa; Chordata; Actinopteri; Semionotiformes; Lepisosteidae. The record is from RefSeq and is a predicted model, not a curated record.
AAAAACUACUACCGGAAGUGGCUGUGCUUGUGUGAGAAGACGGUGUUGUGGUGUUUCUGUGAAAACAAUAAUAAAACUAAAUCGUUCAAGAAUAUUGCUAUCAUCUCAGAAGAGGAAUCCUUCAUCUUUUAAGGUUAUUCUCCUGUUUUUUUUUCUCACUACAAUUUUGGACUCUGAGACUGAUUAUUGGUCUGUAUCUUUAUUCUGUCCUUAAUAUAUAGUGUUCACAUUUAUAUUUUUUUGUCCCCGGUUCACCCAAUGGCUGAAAAUCUCCCUUUGGGUAGUGAUAAAGAAGCAUUUACAGCUGGAUGUGAUGUCAGUGCUUCUCCAGAAACUUUAAAUAUGGAUGUAAGUGAAGAGCAGGCCCAGAAUACCUACAGUGAGCCACCAGAGCUGUCUCACAGCACUGUAUCUUUGGAGGUUGCAAGCAAAUCCCAGGAGUCUCACCCUUCCCAGAGCUCUGGAGAAAAUACGAAUGCUCUUAAUUUGUUUGCUACUCUUGGUCUGUCACCUGAAGACUUGGAUGCAUUGGCACAGAUUCCGGAAAAUAAGAUUACUGUGGAAACAUUGCCUCAUCUUAUCAUGCAGCUUAAAGCAAAGAAAAGUGCAAGAGGUCAUUCAUCAGACCAUCGCAGCCAGCGUAGUGCCUCCCCUCCAAGAGAGCAGCAGUACAAACCUUCAGAGGACAAGUGGCAGGACGUUGGGCCCAGUAGUAGGCCCCCCAGAUCUAGCAGUAAAUCUCCGGUCCACAGUUAUGUGGUUGAUUACAAUUAUGGAAAAUCUGGGAGAGAAGAUCGCGCAGAUAGAGCGAGAGAAGAUCGAGAUCUCCGUUAUUCGAAACCGUCCCACGAGAGACCUUAUGUAGAGAGCAGACCACGGUCUCCGUCAUCAUUCGAGGUCGAUGAUUUUCAUGGAUUAAUGCCCCGCUCUUUUCCACACGUUUGCUCUCUUUGUGAUUUUGAUGUGAAUUCAAGCAGGGCCUGGAGUCAGCACAUUAAUGGGGUCCGACAUGCAGAGAAUCGACGUGACCUCCUUCGCAUAUAUCCAGGAUGGGAUCCACAAUUCAUAUCGAACAGAAUGCCUGACUCGUAUCCACCAGAUGACCUCUUGUCUUCCGGAAGAGCAGGAUCCCGGUCAAGCAGCUCACAGAGGAGACCAUAUAGUUCAGAUCGUUCUGCGGGUGAAAGGGCUACACUUCCACCAGAAAGACGACCCCUUCUGAAACCAAAGGCAGGAACAAGAGUGGUGGUCACUAAAUUUCCAAAAGGGACUUUGGAUGUCAAGGAUUUGCUAAAACUGGCUGAGCCAUUUGGGACUGUUGUUAAACACUUGGUGUUCCCUUGUAAGGGUUUUUUGGAAAUGUCUACACACAAAGAAGCAGUAACUGUGGUUAACCACUAUCAGAAGAAGCCAUUCUUUGUAAAAGAUAUAAAGCUACUCAUCUAUUUGUCCCCUGUUGUUGAGAGCAUUAAGACCCCUAGACUGGAUGUGCCUGAAAAACAUUCAAAGAAUCAAGGUUAUGCUGUGGUGUGUGUUUCUCACCUUCCAGUAGGAAAAGACAUAGAAUCUGAACUCAUUGAUGUAGCUAAGCUGUUUGGGGAAGUGCAGUGCUCUAAAUUUUCAACAAAUGAGGCUCUUAUAGAAAUGGCAGAUUUUGAAGAUGCUGAGAUAAUGGUGAAAUACUACAGUUCCAAUAUGCUCAGGAUCAAUGGCAAGAGUGUGAAGGUAAAAUUGUGGACAACACACAAAAGGCUUAGGAUGAGCCCCGAUUCGGCACCCUCUAGAAGGGGUGAAGUGAGCAGAAGGCACAGCAGUAAGCAUAGGAGUGAAGAGUCUUCCAGGAGCUCUCAUUCCAGAAACAAGGAAAGGACUCCUACACGCGGGGAUUCCACAGAGAAAAAGGAAGACCUUACAGGGGAGGAGGAAAAAUCUGACGACGAGCACAAGCAUGAAGAUGAUGUGUUGGGUGAGUUGGAUGUGGAAGUUGAUGAAGAUGAUAAGGGAAUGAUGGUAGAGGAGGAUGAGGAUGAUGCCAAGGAAGAUGUGGCACAAGAUGAUGUGGCAUCAUGGACCCCAGGAGAGGAACCAAUGGAGACGUCGGUGGAGGGUGUGGAGACGGAGGCAGAUGUCCCAGAAAGAAAAUCGCCUGACAGUGCAGAGGUUUUAAUGGAACAGAACCUGGAGGAGAAAUCCCAGGAGAGUUCAAAGGAAUUGUGUGGGAAUACAGAGGCAAAACCUGGAGAGAAUUCUCAUUCGCAGGAUCUGAUGAAAGAGCUGCCAGUGGAAUCUGCAGAAAACUCAGAGAUCCCAAAGGAAGAGUUAGUAAAGGAAGAAGCCACAUCAACAGAAGAAAAGGAAGCUGUGGAGUCAAAUGAGUGUGAAGAGGAAGAGAUGCUAGAAAUGGAUUUUCCAGAGAAUUUGGAUGACUUUGUUACACUGGAUGAGCUAGAUGAAGAUGCUGAAAAUUCAGAAAAUACAUCGGAAAAAGAAUCUGAAGUAUCGUCUUCUAGACACCUGCAGGAAUCUUUAAGGGCUGGAAGAGUUGUUGUCAUUAAAGACUUCAGAAGAGGAUAUGGCUCUAAGGAGGACAUUUUUUAUCUUGCCAAACCUUUUGGGAAAGUUACCAAGCACCUAAUACAGUACUACAAAAAUGAAGCACUACUGGAAUUACCAACAAAAGAAGCAGCAAGCAAAAUGGUAGAAUUUUACAGUACAACCAAGACAGCACUAGUGUGUGGCAAACCUGUCACGAUAAGUCUAUGGCUUGAAAAGGAGGAGUUAGAGGGCCCAAGUGGAAGAUCAGUUUUCAUCACAAUGCUUCCUUUUGUAAAGUUUUCUGACUACUCUCUCCUAAGGAUUGCUCAACCUUUUGGGAAAGUCACUGCCUACUGUUUGAACUGGACUUACAAAAGGUGUUACAUUCAAAUGGACACCACUGAAGCUGCAGAGAAAAUGGUGAAGACAUACUCUCGGUACCCACCAAAAUUCUACGGCAGAUUUUUACAUGUUUAUUUGUGCAGGAAGAGUGACGCACUGAUACCUUGGAAGAUGCCCCCUCCCGAGCACGACAAGAAACCCGCUAAAAGAGAGCGAACAGAGAGCAGCCGGAGUGAGGAGGACGCUCCCAGCAGCUCCCAGUCUAAAGCCAAAGCCAAGGAAGAGGGACCCACAAUGAAAAGGCUCUGCACCCGGGAGGACAAGGGCUCUGCAGAGAGGACAGGCUGCAAAGAGCAGCAGGAGUCUGCUGUGAAGAAGAAUGAGCAGGGAGAGGCUGCAGACUCUGAAGAGAAGAACAGCGAAGCCCCAGACACUUCCCAGAAGACUCCUGGAGAAGGGGGUGAAAGCAGUGUGUCAGACAAUGAACCCUUCAGUGUUGCUCCUGAGCAGGCUGCUGAAAGCAGUGAAGUGAGUGAGCAGAAUGGUUCUGGCGCUGCCUCUUCCAAUGGAGAGAGUUCCCAGGCCUGUGAUAAAGAUGAGCCUGAGAGGAAGACACCUGUCCCUCUGGGGCCAUACCAACCCAACAACCCUGUGGGACUGGAUUAUAUUGUCCCAAAAGUUGGUUACUUUUGCCAGCUGUGCAGUCUUUUCUACACAAGUGAGAAAACAGCAAAGACCGUUCACUGCACCAGCCUGUCUCAUUAUCAGAAACUAAAGGAGAAGCUGGAUGAAGGCAAAGACAAGGCACCAGAAUAGGAAAGAAUGAGGAUGCAUACUGAAGAAAGACUGCUGAAUAAUGUUUUGCUGUCAGGAUGCUGGGAUCAGUCUUUAAUCUUUUCCACAACUGGAAGUGUUUUUUUUUUAUGUUCCAGAAUGCUGUAAAGAUUUUGUUUAGGUUCGCCUGACCAUCCCAACAACUGAACUACACACAAAUCAGCUGUAUGUAACUAAGGAUGAUGUAAAUCUUUUGUUCAGUUAUAGUGUGCUUGCUCCAGUCCACAUUUCUUUGCACAUUCCAGGAAAUAAUUGUAACUGGUUACCCAAUAAAUGUUUCACAGUUGUCUGAAUUAGUUUCAUUAGUUUGCAAACAUCAAUGUAAGACGGAUUGCUGUAAUCACAAGUUAUUGGCUUUUAAAAUACUUUUGGCUACAUUUCAUGGGUUAUUCACAGAACCUAAAUUGCCAAAGCAUAUAGAAAACAGAAUCCUGACAAAUUAAGAAGAACCUUCUAACUGUUAAAGCCUUUGCAGAGUUUUUUGGUUUUCAGGAACCAUAUCUUACACAGACUACAUCUGUGAGUAGAUGUUUUAAGAUUUACCUGAUAUUCAUUUUGUGAAUUUCAUUUUUUUUUUCAUUUUGUACAGUUUUUUUUCAAGUUUUUAUUUCAUUUAAUUU